AUGGCAGAGUCACUUCAGCCCCACCAAACCUCAAAUCAUCCAUGGGGAAAACUUGGCGCAGACAUUUGUACAUUUAAUGGCAGGGAACAUGUAGUCAUUGCAGAUUACUUUUCGCAAUUUAUAGAGGUUUGCAUGCUGCACAGCACAGCUAGUGUAGCAGUGAUAAGUAAGAUAAAGUCUGUGUUUGCAAGACAGGGAACACCUAUUGAACUGAUGACCGACAACGGGCCUCAAUUUAACAGUGCUGAAUUUAGGCACUUUGCAGCUGAUUGGGACUUUGUUCAUACGACUUCUAGUCCUCACUACCCCCAAUCCAAUGGACUGGCUGAAGGAGCA
Messenger RNA from Anneissia japonica, 336 nucleotides. RefSeq lists its product as uncharacterized. The record is from RefSeq and is a predicted model, not a curated record. The transcript has a single exon. Gene Ontology annotation, molecular function: nucleic acid binding. The annotation marks the transcript as partial. Lineage: Eukaryota; Metazoa; Echinodermata; Crinoidea; Comatulida; Comatulidae. Gene Ontology annotation, biological process: DNA integration.